This is a messenger RNA of Nomia melanderi (Alkali bee), 1025 nucleotides long. NCBI's taxonomy places the organism in Eukaryota, Metazoa, Arthropoda, Insecta, Hymenoptera, Halictidae. The record is from RefSeq and is a predicted model, not a curated record.
UAGCAGUUCCCGUACGUCCACCAAUAUCCAAAUGGGCCACUACAGAAACCACUAGUAUAACUACAACACGAAUCAAACCAGUAACUACAGAAAUAUCGACAAUUUUUGCACUUCCAUCAACAUCCAUAAGAACAACCACUGAAGGCAUUACAGCAGAAAUUACAUCUCCUAUUAGAAAAACAAAAAUAUUUACAACAGAAUCAACCACUGAACUUACUACAACCGAAGUAGUAAUAGUAACCACAGAAACAACUGAAACAGCAAUAAAGAACACUACUACAGAAAUAAUAACAGCAACGAUGUUACGGGCAACAACUAGCGCCGCACUUAAGUCUACAGAAGAAACGAUUACCGUUGUCACCACGCCACUUGAAAAAACAACGAAGCACGCGUCCAUAGAAGUAUCAACAAUAGCAUCAAUUAUGGUUCCAAUAACAACCACUGAAGUACUCACGACUACUGAGGAAACGACUACAUUUAUUACCACACCCACUGAAGAAGCAACACUGGAGAUGAAUUUAGAAGUAACAACUGUAACUACAACUAUGUUUCUAACAACAACCACUGAAGUACCCACGACUACUGAGGAAACGACUACAUUUCUUACAAGACCCACUGAAGAAACAACACUGGAGACGAGUUUAGAAGUAACAACUAUAACUAGACCUAUGUUUCUAACAACAACCAGUGAAGUACCCACGACGACUGAACAAACUACUAUACUUCUUACCACCCGUACUGAAGAAACAACACUGGGAACGAGUGUAGAAGUAACAACUGUAACUACACCUAUGGUUCCAAUAACAACCACUGAAGUACUCACGACUACUGAGGAAACGACUACCUUUCUUACCACACCCACUGAAGAAACAACACUGGAGACGACUUCAGAAGUAACAGCGGUAACAACAACUAUGGUUCCAGUAACAACCACCGAAGUAUCCACGUCUACUGAAGAAACGACCACAUUUCUUACCACCCCCACAGAAGAAACAACACUGGCGGCGACUUCAGAAGUAACAGCG